UGCUGAUAUGUAGCUGAGUAAGGUGUAAGUUACUACAAUAAUGUGAGUAAACCUAGUCAGGGUCAGGAGAGUGAACAGGGAGUGUAGUGAGGCACAUCCAGGACAAUAAGUGAUGAGUGUAGUGAUUUGCAACCAGGAGAGUACAGGCAAAUGAGGUCCAUCCCCUAAUUCUGUCUUUAUGUACAUAGGCUGUAAAAAUAAUAAUACAGCAGACAAUAAUGAUAAUGAUUAUACAGUAAUAAUAAAAGAAACUACAUAAGAUACUGUAUUGUACCUCAAGCUGACAAAUUGCUGAAUCACAGAUGCUUUCAUGAGCCUCACAAAGUAGUGUAUGCAUUCCCUAUUGCGAAACGUUUUAUUUAACUAUAAUAUUUAAUAUAAUAGGCUUGAUGGCAAUCCAUUCAUAAGUACGAAUUGUGCGAAAGUCAGAUGUUUUUAACCUGGAGUCUGCCUGUUUGUGAUGACUGACAUGAGUCACAACCAGGAGAGUAAGUAUAUUGCCUCACAAGUUAUAACCAGGAGAAUAACGAUGAGUGUGUAUAGUCACAAUCUGGAGAGCAAGUGAUCAGUGUGGUGAAUCACACCCAGGAGAGUAAGCUAUGAGUGUGUUGAGUCACAAUCUGGAGAGCAAGCGAUGAGUGUGGUGAGUCACAACCAGGAGAGCAAGCAAUGAGUGUGGUGAGUCACAACCAGGAGAGUAAGCGAUGAGUGUGGUGAGUCACAACCAGGAAAGUAAGUGAUGAGUUUGAUGAGUCACAACCAGAAGAGCAAGCGAUGAGUGUGAGCAGAUCUUAUGUAUCCGGCUGAUAUACAGCUCGUACCAUCUCAUACGGCUGCCCCAGUCCAGGUCAUGGAUGACUGGGUGGUUCCUCAGCACUCAGCGAGGUCCCUGGUCCCUUAUUUAUAGAUCAAUUCAUGGAGAGUGCAGUGAGGGAGAAGUGAGAACAUGGUGUUGAACAUUAUGUUGGCUGUACUAUUUUAUCUUUGCGUGUUUCAAAAUGACAGAAUAAGCAAAAAUUGUCUAAGCAAAGUGUAUGUGUACGGCUGAGCUACAGCCAAGAGCUCAUGUUCUGCAGACCACCCCCUCUUUUUUAGCUAUUAGAUUGCAGUUAUAGAUUUUCAUAAAAUUGAGGUUAUUUUUGUGGGGACCAAGAUGUCCCCACAAGGUGAAAACUUACACGCUUUUAUAGUAGUGUAGGGAGGUCUGGCCCCCGCAAUAUACUAAUAACAACAACAUGUAAACAUAAACAGACACUCAUAAACACACACAUAUACAAAAACACAUAAAAGACACAGAGACACACACAACUGCACACAAAAACACACACACAACCACACAUCCACACACUAACCACCAGAGUUACUGUCUGCUUCGGACCUGAUCUAAAGGAAACAUAACCUGAUGAUCUUUCCUUGCACAGAUGUUAACGAAUGCAUUCAGUUCCCCGGCAUUUGUGGAAUGAAUGCCAGCUGUUCCAAUACUGAGGGCAACUACUACUGCAAAUGUGAUGAUGGGUUUGUGUCUACAUCAAAGACUGACACCUUCACGGCUGUCAGUGGCUCCUGCAUUGACAGAAACGAGUGUCUGGAUGUCAUAGGCAUCUGUGGCCCCAAGGCCAAAUGCCAGAACACAAUAGGAUCCUACUACUGCUCCUGCCUUGUUGGUUACAGCCUGAUAGUAGAUCAGAAAAUGUCCUGCACUGACAUAAACGAGUGUCUCGUUGAUGCAUCCAUCUGUGGGACGCUGGGACUGUGCCGAAAUGAGGACGGAGGCUACAGGUGCCAGUGCAACACUGGUACCAGCAACUUUGGGGACAAGCGGGCCCACUGUGUAGAGUUACAGUGUCAGUUGUACAACCAAUCUGCUGAGGCAGAUCAACAGACCCUACUGGGCCUCGACAGUGUCUUGUCGCUUAUGAGGAACAGCUGUUUGGAGCUGAGCCAGAUGACUGGAGGAGGAGGACAGAUGAAUGGAGAGAUAUUGUUACAGAGAGUGUUGAAGGCCAGCGAUACCCUCCUGUCCAGUGAGACCCUGCAGCACAAAGGCCAUGUGAGCAAGCUACUGAGCUCCAUGGAGAACAUGCUCAGGCUUAUUGGACCACAGCUGAGAGGGAAUCACACCAGGAUGCAGACCCACCACGCAGAAGUGGAAGUCCUGGUGCGGAGGGAGAGAAGCCCCCCUCAGGGGCCCAUCCACCUCUCCACUGAGCAUGUCCAGCUGAGCACCACGUGGGAGAACGCCAUGGGCGCCUCCACAUACCCAGGAUUUGCUGUUGUCUCCAUGGUGAUCUACAAGAACUUGGAGUCCUCUACAAAUGGCUCCUCCCAUGGGAUGGGCAAGGCAGAUGAUAAAAUGCAUUUGCUGAUCAAUUCUAAAGUGGUCACAGUUUAUACAAGUAACCCAAACAGCAGUCACCUUUCCACACCUGUAAAUUUCACCUUUUCUCACCUGAAGAAUAGGGAGGCCCAACAAGUUUGUGUGUACUGGGAUUCAGCCAGCAGUGGUGGGGCCUGGUCACCACAGGGAUGUGUCAUGGUGGACUCUAACAGCACGCACACCAUCUGCUCCUGCAACCAUCUCAGCAGCUUCGCUGUGCUCAUGGCGCUCCAUGAGAUCAAGGGCACCUUCCAGCUGCAGGUCAUCACAUGGGUGGGGCUGUCCCUGUCCCUAGUGUGUCUCUUCCUCUGCAUCGUCACCUUCUCCUGCUGCCGCUCCAUCCAGGGGACCCGGAAUACCAUCCAUCUUCACCUGUGCAUCAGCCUCUUCAUUGCAGACCUUAUCUUCCUCACUGGGAUCUCCAGCACUCAUGAUAGGCAUGCCUGUGCCUUCGUAGCGGGGCUCCUCCACCUGUUCUUCCUGUCUGCCUUCUGCUGGAUGUGUCUGGAGGGCAUUCAGUUAUACCGGAUGGUGGUACUGGUCUUCAACACCACCCUGAGAUUUGGCUACAUGCUGACAGUCGGCUAUGGGUUGCCACUGCUCAUUGUGGCCAUAUCGGCCAUUGCCUACUCAGGGGGAUAUGGGACGCAAGACUACUGUUGGCUGAGCCUUGAACGGGGAUUCAUCUGGAGCUUCCUGGGUCCUGUGUGUGUCAUCAUCAUUGUCAAUGUCAUCUUCUUCAUCAUCACUCUGUUCAAGCUCGCACAGAAGUUCUCCAGUCUAAACCCGGACCUGUCCAUACUACGCAAGAUCAAGACAUUCACCAUCACUGCCAUUGCCCAGCUGUGUGUCCUGGGCACCAUGUGGAUCUUCGGCUAUUUCCAGUUUGAGGAGAGCACACUGGUCAUGUCCUACCUCUUCACCAUGCUCAACAGCCUGCAGGGCGUGCUGAUCUUUAUCAUGCACUGCCUGCUUUCCAAACAGGUGAGGGAGGAGUAUGCCCGCUUCCUGUCCUGCAUCCCCAUGAAGAAGAAGAGGAAAGACAAGUACUCAGAGUGUAGCAGCUCUCAGGCCUUGCGGAUGACACAGAGCACAGGAGAGUCGCAGGCCUGAGAUCGCAACACCUCACACCACAAAGUAUUUUUAUUUGUGCUGGACACUGUGACCCUGUAUCAUUCCCAUCUGGACCUCCAAAGGAACCUUCACGUACCUCCCACAGUGGAUCACACCUGCUCCGCCUUUAACUACACCCCUUUAUCUGGCCACAGACAGUCAACCCAUAAGACUGUUUCAGUAUGGGCAGUAUAAGAAGUCUAUUUAUAAAUGAAGAUAAAGCUCCAUAAAUAUCCAUUCACUCAUCCAUCUUCCCACCACUUCUGGCCAAGGUCAUGGGGGAGCUGCAACCUGGCCAUGGCAGUGCACGCUGCGGACGGGAUGUAAGACGUGUGUAAUUCUCUCUCUCUCUCUCUCUUCAUUCUGACACAAAGCUACCAGCCACCAUUUCCUUAUACUUACCCAGAGAGGCGAAUGGGCCAGGCUUUCAUCAUGAAGACUGUCGCUUUGCAUGGGAGGAGUGGUGCUCUGACACACCUAAACAUUAGCUACCAAAGGCCGUACUAUAUAUCAACUUUAUUUAUUGUACUUUUCUGUAAACAUUAUUCCUUUACAUAAACAGUCUAUGAAAAGGUUUUACAUGACCACUGCUCCAAUGUUCCAGAGUGUAGCCCUAAAUAAAGACACAUUCAGGUUUAAAUAGAGCAAUUCGGUAUAAUGAAUAACUGCUUGUUUAGUUAUGGGCACGAUAUUCUGGAAGCCACCCCAGGAAACACAGGAGAGGGACAGUUUUUAUUUGUAUAUAUGAAUAUACUGCAGAUUAUAUAUGUUGCGACAGUUUCAGAGGAAGAAUAUUAAAUCAGAUUUUUUAUGGUUCUUGAUUUGUCGUGCAUAAGAAUCAGUUGAAUUUUCAAUUUAUUGAAAAAUAAAUUAGCUCUGCAUCUCUAUUUUCUGUUACGUAUAUUUUAUAUUUCCUCAAAAAAUGUGAAGAUGUAUUGUACUUUAGGUUUAUUUUUGCAAAAUUUUAUAAAAUAUUUCUGUCUUAAAUGCAGACCCUUUACUCUAUUUUAAUGUGUCAUUGAUUCCCUUGGUGUGAGAGUGUUUGGUAGUAAAGGUGUGUAGAUAAAUGCAGUAGAUAAA
Molecule: messenger RNA, 4570 nt
Organism: Paramormyrops kingsleyae
Lineage: Eukaryota; Metazoa; Chordata; Actinopteri; Osteoglossiformes; Mormyridae
Source: RefSeq, a predicted model, not a curated record